Plectropomus leopardus (leopard coralgrouper) is the source of this 2297-nucleotide messenger RNA. RefSeq names its product SRY-box transcription factor 7 (gene sox7). The record is from RefSeq and is a predicted model, not a curated record. Gene Ontology annotation, cellular component: nucleus. Gene Ontology annotation, molecular function: DNA-binding transcription activator activity, RNA polymerase II-specific; RNA polymerase II cis-regulatory region sequence-specific DNA binding. Gene Ontology annotation, biological process: cell differentiation; positive regulation of transcription by RNA polymerase II. NCBI's taxonomy places the organism in Eukaryota, Metazoa, Chordata, Actinopteri, Perciformes, Serranidae.
UUGAAAUGCAGCUCCUUCUCUCUCUCUUCCCUUUCACGGGGCUCAACUUGCAAUCAAGGAGGAGCCGAGAGUCCUCCGGGGCUUCUCCUGGAACCUGCUCCUCAAAUAUAAAGCGCUCCCUCCAUCCACCAGGAAAGACUGAAUCAUAACUCACAAGGAGGAGCCGCUGCCUGAGCACAUCUCCCCAAACCUGUACUGACAUCUGACUGUCUCCUGUAGCUCCACUGAUCCAGUCAGUGUGUCUGGAUUUUAGUUUUUUCAAAGAAAAAAAAGUAGUUUUAGUUGUUUUAAUCAGCCCGCAGUGAAGCUCCAAACAACUUGCGAGAGGCAGAAACAAGCGCAUCUUAAGUUUGGAGAGUAGAGCGCGCGCAGAUGGCAGCCCUCAUCAGCGCGUACUCGUCGUGGCCGGAGUCCUUCGAGUGUCCUCCAGGAGACGGGGACGUGCCCGACGGACAUGGCCCGCACCGGACCCCCGUGGACAAGGCGCCCGAGCCGCGGAUCCGACGGCCCAUGAACGCGUUCAUGGUUUGGGCCAAAGAUGAGCGCAAACGGCUGGCGGUGCAGAAUCCAGACCUUCACAAUGCCGAGCUCAGCAAAAUGUUAGGGAAAUCCUGGAAGGCCCUGACUCCCCCUGAUAAGAGGCCCUACGUGGAGGAAGCGGAGAGACUCCGGGUGCAGCACAUGCAGGACUACCCCAACUACAAGUAUCGACCUCGCCGGAAGAAACAGCUGAAACGCAUCUGCAAGCGAGUGGACCCCGGCUUCCUCUUGAGUGGGCUGGCGCCGGAUCAGAACGCCCUGCCCGAACAGCGAGCGCUUUGCCACCCCCACGACAAAGACGAGGGCAGCCCUAAUGGUAUCAGAAGCGGGUUCUCCAGCCCAAGUCCCGCUCUGCCCAGCGUCCGAAGCUUCAGAGACCCGGCCGGCUCCAACAGCAGCUUCGACACCUACCCUUACGGCCUGCCCACUCCUCCUGAGAUGUCCCCGUUAGAUGCCAUGGACCACGAGCAUGUCCCCCCAUCUUAUUAUUCAACAUCUGGUAGCUCCUCCGUCUCCUGCUCUUCCUCAGAUGAUCACCACCAGAAUCAGACACACAUGGGCAGCCCGCCCCCUUACCACACUGACUACACACAGACCCAAAUCCACUGUGGGGGCGCCCACAUAGGUCACAUCUCCCACAUGUCCCAAACUGGCGCUGGACUGAUCCCCGGCCCUCCGCUGUCUUACUACAGUACCUCGUCUUUCCCCCAGAUCCACCACGGGCUCCAUCAGGGCCACCUGGGUCAGCUGUCCCCGCCACCAGAGACACAGGGUCACCUGGAGACUCUGGACCAGCUGAGCCAGGCAGAGCUUCUGGGCGAGGUGGACCGCAAUGAGUUUGACCAGUACCUGAACUCCACUGGGAGCGGGUUCCAUCCCGAGCAGGGCGGCAGCAUGACUGUUACUGGACACAUCCAGGUGUCGUCUGCCGCCACCACUUCUGCCACCGCGUGUCCCAGCAGCACCACAGAAACCAGCCUCAUUUCGGUGCUUGCGGACGCAACGGCGGCCUACUACAACAACUAUGGCAUCUCGUAAACUCGAUUACAACAUCAGAGACACUACGGGGUUAAGAAAUCUGGGAUGAUGUUGCACUCAGGUGCCAGUAAAGGGAAAUGUGUUCUCGUCUGUAAUUUUAAAUCCCAUAUGGGCAUCUGGGAGCAACAUCAUCCCACUUUUAAAACCUGAACUGACUACUGAGCAAUAUGAUUGUCUGGAGCCGAGGAACGAACAAUUAGAGGAACGUGAAGAAAGGGAGAUGGACACCUCAGGGAUGCAGACACAAAAUACUAUAGUCAGCCACCUCCAGUUGAUCAUGACAUUUCUGAAUCAGAAAAACAAUCGCAAAGACUUGUCGUCCACUUGUAAAUGUCACCAGUUACUGUUGCCGCCGCGGCAUGUACAGACGCUCUUUAGAAGCUAAUUUAAGUCCUUUCGAUGUUUUCGCAUAAACUGUAAUGCUAUUAUCGACGCUUUCCAUUUCGAAUGUUUGUAUUAUAUGUUCCGGCUCCGGUUAGUUUUUGGAGUCUUUACCUCAGUAGUUGUAAUUGAAUGAGGUUUUAGUUGGACAUUUCUUAUGCAAUUUAACAAAAAGCGGUGUAUAAUGAAGAAAAAAGGCGUUUAUACUUUCUCUCAAGUACUUAAUAAUAUAUAAUCAUAACCUCUACGAUGAAAAAUAAUAAUGGUAACUACAACUGUAUGCUGAUUUAGGUUUGUGAAAGACAAUAAUUUAAAAUAAAGUUCAAUUUUUAUAUUAA